Molecule: messenger RNA, 443 nt
Organism: Sphaeroforma arctica JP610
Lineage: Eukaryota; Ichthyosporea; Ichthyophonida
Exons: 2
Coding region: 147-443 (98 amino acids)
Biological process (GO): mitochondrial protein processing; mitochondrial proton-transporting ATP synthase complex assembly
Cellular component (GO): extrinsic component of mitochondrial inner membrane
Molecular function (GO): metalloendopeptidase activity
Source: RefSeq, a predicted model, not a curated record
CAGUUAAAUACACGUUCAUGAGUGCCGCACAGUGAGUGGUACGUAUGCACCUCAGGAAACAUCUAUCUAUCUACAAUAAAUAUAAUGAGUAGGACGGAAUAGAACACACUUAUUAUCCCAGUUUAUAUCAUCGGAGCAUACUUGUGAUGCAACAAAAUACGUGCGACGAGGCGCUUGCGGUAGCAUUGUAUUCCGAGCGUGUCCAGACUCUGCUGCGGGCAAUUAAAGUCAUGGGGUGCGGUGCCCUGCGCAAAGGGAUCUCGUGCCGUGUGUGUGACAAACCAGACGAUCCGUACUACCAGGGUAAGGCGAACACACAAGGGUACUUUGAUUCCAAACACAGGCGCGUAGUGCUCUGCUGCGAACAGAUUGCCACACAGAAGGACCUUGAGGAUACGUUGGUACACGAACUGGUGUGUCGGUGGUGGGCUUGCCACCUGUGA